This is a messenger RNA of Leptinotarsa decemlineata (Colorado potato beetle), 957 nucleotides long. RefSeq names its product RAS oncogene family member Rab23 (gene Rab23). NCBI's taxonomy places the organism in Eukaryota, Metazoa, Arthropoda, Insecta, Coleoptera, Chrysomelidae. Gene Ontology annotation, molecular function: GTP binding; GTPase activity. The record is from RefSeq and is a predicted model, not a curated record.
AUGUUGGUAGCCAAAUACUCGGCUUUGAUGGAACCCGUUGUCAACGUACUCCAAUCUGUAGCUUUGGACGUGGUCAAAGCCUCGGAACACGUUAAAAGGAUAUUACUUUUAAUUAAAAACCAGAGUGAAAAUCCGGAAAAAGUGACAGAUGAAAUUAUAAAGGAAGCUACUGCUGUUGCGGAGAAAGUCGGACUGGAGGACAUUACAUCAAUGCUGCAUAUUACGGGGAAACAACGUCAUAGAAGAAAUCAUCCAGCAGAAAGUCCUUCAGAAUACUGGAAGAGGUCUUUAGUGGUCAUCGUUGGCAAUGGUGGAGUAGGCAAGUCAAGCAUGAUCCAAAGGUACUGCAAAGGAACUUUCACCAAGGACUAUAAAAAAACCAUAGGAGUAGAUUUUCUUGAAAGGCAAAUAGAAGUAGACGGAGAAGACGUCCGACUGAUGCUAUGGGACACUGCGGGACAAGAAGAAUUCGACGCAAUCACCAAGGCCUACUAUAGAGGAGCUCAAGCAUGCGUUCUAGCUUUUUCUACGGUAGACCGGGAUUCUUUUGAAGCUGCGCAUUCAUGGAAACUCAAGGUAGAAAAUGAAUGUGGAGAAAUCCCCACUGUGAUUGUACAGAAUAAAAUAGAUCUCAUGGAACAAAGCGUUGUCAACCCAGAAGAAGCAGAUCUUUUAGCCCGAGCGUUAGGCUGUCGAUUGAUUCGAACGUCUGUCAAAGAAGACGUCAACGUGGUGGCCGUCUUCAGGCACUUGGCAUCGAAAUGUCUGGCAGAACUUCGGGAUCCUCGUGAUUAUGACUACUUCACCACGCCAACCACCUUCAGCCCAGAUACCCUCACUAUUAGUGCUUUUAACCCUAGUCAUUCUUCCAAAAACCAUAACGGAACCAUAGUACUUCGACCUCAUAAACAAAAAAAGAAGAAAAACGUUUUGAAAAAUGCUUGUAGGAUAUUAUGA